CCCCACGGCGUAGAGAUGUUCAACAAUCUUGAAGACGACUCUUUCCAUACCUACACAAACAAACACAACACGGAGAGUUUCCAAGUAACAACUUGGCUACUAUCGCUGUCUACAUAAUUUUCAAACACAAUUUUCCUAUAAAUUACACGGCUCGCUAUGCACUAAUCUACACUGAAAUAAUGAGUUUUAAUGAAGUGAAACUCUUGGGUUCGUGGCAAAGCCCGUUUGCAUUUCGGGUCCGAAUCGCACUCAACAUCAAAUCUGUAGCAUAUGAUUUUCAACAGGAAGACGUUUUAGUGGCUAAGAGCGAUCUCCUUUUACAAUCCAAUCCGGUUCACAAAACAAUCCCGGUUCUCAUACAUAACGGCAGGCCCAUAUGUGAAUCACUCGUGAUUGUACAGUAUAUCGACCAAGUUUGGGCUUCAGGGCCCGGAUCAAUCCUCCCUUCCGACCCCCAUGAUCGGGCCAUGGCCCGUUUUUGGACCUCAUACAUCGACGAUACGUGGUUUAAGCACCUAAAUGCGACCUUACUCUCCCAAGGAGAAGAUGCAAGAAGAAAAUCACACGACGAAACAAGCAAAGGACUGCUUGUGCUGGAGGCGGCGUUGGGCUGCCAAAAUUUCUUUGGCGGCGACAGAAUUGGAUACGUGGACGUUGCGUUGGGAUGUUUCCUGCCAUUGAUAAGCGUGAUAGAGAAAGAGUGCCAUAUCAGAUUGAUUGAUGAAUUCAAGACUCCUAAAUUGUUGAAAUGGGCUCAACAUUUUUCUGCAGAUGCUGCUGUUAAAGAUAUAUUGCCUGAUACGGAUGAGCUCUGCGAGUGCUACAGAUCUCAUGUUUCUGUAAUCAAAGGCUGGGGCUAGCUUCUGCAACCAAAAAGGAUCUUAUAGUUCAAGAAUCACAACUAUCUUACUUGUCUUUUCUUGAUUUGGAAUUAGUUUGUGUUUUUCGAAUUCAAGAAUAUAAUUUUUUUAUUAUUGAA
This is a messenger RNA of Salvia miltiorrhiza (redroot sage), 979 nucleotides long. Its product is annotated as glutathione S-transferase U17-like. The coding region runs from base 180 to 860 and encodes 226 amino acids. Gene Ontology annotation, cellular component: cytoplasm. Gene Ontology annotation, biological process: glutathione metabolic process. The record is from RefSeq and is a predicted model, not a curated record. NCBI's taxonomy places the organism in Eukaryota, Viridiplantae, Streptophyta, Magnoliopsida, Lamiales, Lamiaceae. Gene Ontology annotation, molecular function: glutathione transferase activity. The transcript is spliced from 2 exons.